Messenger RNA from Gadus morhua (Atlantic cod), 2988 nucleotides. RefSeq names its product microfibril associated protein 3 like (gene mfap3l). Lineage: Eukaryota; Metazoa; Chordata; Actinopteri; Gadiformes; Gadidae. The coding region runs from base 272 to 1756 and encodes 494 amino acids. The transcript has 3 exons. The record is from RefSeq and is a predicted model, not a curated record.
CAUCCAUUUUUGUGCGCGGCGCCGUUCCGUCCGUACGCUCUGGUCCCCACAGCAGCGCACACAUAGCGGGACGAGUAGGGACGGUGGCAGCGGAACACAUCUGCAUCUAAAUCCGCUGGUUUAUCGCUGUCAUGACAUGUGGAUAAUCACGAUGUGAGUGGAACUCUUAAAGUAUCGGAGCUGAAUACCGGAUUGCCUUGCAUUAACCAGAGAUAACCUUUGGAACCAUGAACCCUCAGUUCUCUAGGUGACACACCGACAAUCGGAUAAAAUGUAUCGGGCUGGAGGAUACGCGGUGAUGAUGCUCCUCGUCCACACCACCGGGGCCCUGUGGACGGAUUUGGACGGGAACCACACGGAAAACGCCACCGUGCCAGAUGGCGGAUUUGUCCCCGUGUUGUUCACCAAAGUACACCAGAUUAUCGCCCGCGAGGGGAACUGCGCGCUGAUUGAUUGCAAUGUUACCGGAGACCCGUACCCGGACGUGCUGUGGUUCAACUCGCACGGAGAACGCCUUGACACCAACAGCAUCGAAAGCAAGUUCUGGCUGCUGGACAGCGGCGUCCUCAACAUCACCUCCAUCGACUUCGCCGACCGCGGCAAGUACACGUGCAUGGCGUCGAACUCCCACGGGCACGCCAACUGCACGGUGACGCUGCGCGUGGUCAUCACCCGCGGCGACAUGGGCGUGUACUACAUGGUGGUGUGCCUGGUGACCUUCACCAUCAUCAUGGCGCUGAACAUCACGCGCCUCUGCAUGAUGAGCAGCCAUCUGAAGAAGACGGAGAAGGCCAUCAACGAGUUCUUCCGCACGGAGGGCGCUGAGAAGCUGCAGAAGGCCUUCGAGAUCGCCAAGCGCAUCCCCAUCAUCACGUCGGCCAAGACGCUGGAGCUGGCCAAGGUGACGCAGUUCAAGACCAUGGAGUUUGCCCGCUACAUCGAGGAGCUGGCCAGGAGCAUCCCGCUGCCGCCGCUCAUCAUGAACUGCCGCACGUUCAUGGAGGAGAUCCUGGAGGUGGUGGGCGUGGAUGAGAUGCGCCACACCUUCCUGCGCCAGGGCCCCGGCGGCCCCCACCACCACCUGGGCGCCAUCGGCGGCGCCGGGCUGGCGUCGAUCUGCGCCGGCGACGUCUUCUCCAUCCUGCAGGAGCGGGAGCAGGCGGAGCGGGAGAACGAGCGGGGGAGGAGCGCGUCCCCCGCGGGCGAGUCGGACAACUCGUCCAUCCACGACCAGCCGCAGCACAUCGCCAUCCAGGUGUCGGUGCACCCCCCGCUGGCCGCCGGCGGGUACUGCAGCAUGGAGAGCGAGGCAGGGCCCUCGUGUUCCUCGCCGCCGCCGUCGUUGUCGGACGCCCCGCGGGACGAGGAGCAGGAGGAGUCGGAGGAGACGGAGGAGUCGGAGGCGACGGAGGAGACGGAGGAGACGGAGGAGUCGGAGGUGACGGAGGAGACGGAGGAGUCGGAGGUGACGGAGGAGACGGAGGAGUCGCAGGAGACGGAGGAGACGGAGGAUACGGGAGAGUCGGAGGAGCCGGAAGAAGCGGGAGAAACCGCCGAAGUAAGAGACCCCGAGGAAGGCAGAGGGAGACGAGAGGAGGAGGAGGAGGAGGUGGUGGAGAUGGAGGAAGAGGAGGAGGAGGAGGAGAAGAAGGAGGAAGAGGAGAAGAUCUCUGUUCCGGCGGCGGCGGAGCCGGAGCAGAAGGAGGUCCGAAGUGCUGCCCCGGCCUGCCAGGUGAUCUACGAGAGCCACGUUUAAAAACCGGUCGCCACGCAAACCCGGAGCCAAUCUGCAAGCAACAAUCAAACAAGCAAUCAAACAGACCCGGGCGGUGGAGCAGGGGCGUCACGCUAUCCGGCUAUGCAUUUCCACGAUAUCAAUAAAGGAAACUAAACUAAAGAGGAUGAGGAAGAUGCUACGGGAUACACAUCACGCUAAGUGACUCUAGUUACGGCCUCUCUUUUAAGAUACUUUAUUCUUUAGAGGGCCGAUAUCGUCCUUUGACCCUUGUUUGUUUGACCUUUUAUGUUUUGAAUGUAAAGUGGAGGGGGAGGAGGGGAGUGUUAUGACACCAAUGUAAAGUACAAGUGAAGGGUCAUAGUGUCUGUCUGUCCUUGUGGUCAUCGCGGACUACUGUUGUUUUCCAACAAGGAUGAUGUCUUUCAGUUUCACUUUGGCUCUAGACUUUUAUACGAGAAUGCCUUGAAAGCCUCUCGGGGGUCAAAGGCUGUCUAUGUUUUGUUUUUCCCCGAUGAUGACGAGUUGUUGAAGAAAUUGUAUUUAACUGCUGUUACAGAAAACCCACUGUUGCUGUACAAUGUACAACGUGUUGCUCAAUGCUUAAAAAAAGAAGAAAAAGAAUGCAUGCGCUGGAAUUAACUACAUCCUGAAUUUAGAGCUUAGGAUGCGCAGGGUACGAUGGUUAAAAGGCCAACCUGCGCAAAUAGUAAAACACAACAGCAGAUUAUUCGACAUAAUUUCUUACUUGGUCACUCGAAAUUCAUACCUUCCUACUUAACCGUGGUUGCCCUUAUGAUUAUUAUUAUUAUUAUUAACAACUAUUUACAAAGUGUCUUACAGUUGUGUUACGAUGAAAUGGAGAAACAAUGAUAGCGGCAUUUUGAAUUUAAUCAUCAGUGUUUUAAAUUGUGUUGAUUUAUAUUCCAUUGUAGACCAUUGAUUUCCUCUGCGCCCCUCUAGAAACGUAUGUCAGCUCCCUGUCUUACUUUUCUCUUAGGACCGACCAGAGCCUGAACCCGCUUUCCCAGGAUGCUUUGCAGUCAUACAGUUAGUUCUGCAUGUGAUUACAGCCUGAGACCCUUAUUUAAGGUUAUACUGAUGGGUCGCCAAAAGGCCUUUUUUUGUUAUUUUUCUUUGCUCUGAUUGGCUCUUAGAGGGCCAAAGCUACAAUGUGGUUCUGCUUUAAAUGGUGAUCUAAUCUUGCCAUUUGCCAUCCUUUUGUAGUGUAAUAAAAAACGACUGCUGUGUGA